AUGGAAUUAUUAUUAACAGUGAAAGCUGAGAAAGUAGAUUUAAUAUUCGAUAAAUUAUUAAUAUUGGAUGAUAAUCUUUUAGAUUGGGUUCAAUAUUAUAAAAAACCCUAUAUAAUCGCAUUUCUCAAUCCAAAUAUUUCGAAGAUUUCAUAUGAUUCUUGGCAUGCCACUCCUAAUAAUAUGAAUUGUGCAGAAUCGGCACAUGCUAUGAGUAAUUGUGAAGGCAAGCAACUAAAAUUAAUGAUAGCAAUAUUAAGUCAAGAUAAAAGUGGUAUUGCAAGAAAGAAAUUGGCGAUUAAACGUAGUACUAAUUCUUCAAUAAAACGACAAAAUAAAAAACAACGAAUAUCCAAAGUAAUCGAUUUAACUGAUGAAACAUCGCAAGAAUUUCAAAAUAAUAAUGAACUCAGGGAAUCCAGCAUGAUGGUGAUGGAAAAGUUAAAAUAUGAAGAGCGCAUGUUGAUAAUUGCAGAACGUAAAGAAAAAUUAAGGGAAUUAUGA
Messenger RNA from Racocetra persica, 501 nucleotides. The record is from the annotation of a GenBank genome assembly. NCBI's taxonomy places the organism in Eukaryota, Fungi, Glomeromycota, Glomeromycetes, Diversisporales, Gigasporaceae.